UUAUGAUUUUGACGGAAUUGACAGAAGUGCUAGAUUUAGCAGUCUGACCUAUUUAUCUUAGAAUUUCGGGAAUAUAUUUGGUUGUUAUGAAGUCAUAUUGGGCUUGUUUUGAGCUGUUACCCAUUUAAUCUGUUACAAUGGGUAAAAAGGACAAAGGAGAUCGGGAGAAAAAGUCCAAGAAGCGUUUCUAUGAGGAAGACGAUGAUGAAGACGACGUGGGGGGAAGCGAGUCUCAAGAGGCGAUACCUGCUGCUGCGGGGAAACAAGUGGACGAGUCGGCUACAAAACUGGAUGAAUAUGGAGCCAAAGACUAUCGUGCUCAGAUGCUGUUAAAGAAUGACCACUCCUCACGUCCGCUCUGGGUGGCUCCAGAUGGACACAUCUUUCUGGAAGCCUUUUCACCGGUGUAUAAGUAUGCCCAGGAUUUCUUGGUGGCCAUUGCAGAACCAGUGUGCAGGCCUAACCAUAUUCAUGAGUACAAGCUGACUGCCUACUCCCUAUAUGCAGCUGUCAGUGUGGGGCUACAGACCUCUGAUAUUGUGGAGUACCUGCAGAAACUCAGCAAGACGUCUGUGCCUGAUGGAAUCGUGCAGUUCAUUAAGCUCUGCACAGUGAGCUAUGGGAAAGUCAAGCUGGUGCUCAAGCACAAUAGGUAUUUUGUUGAGAGUGCCUUCCCUGAUGUGAUCCAGCGACUUCUGCAAGACAACGUGAUCCGUGAAUGUCGUCUCCGUGCUGCAGAUGGAACAGACCCCGAGCUCAUUACUGAAGUCAUCCACAGCAAGUCAGCGAUUUCUAAGUCUGUUCAGGAAAAGGGAGGCACUUCCAGCUCACAGCAGCCCAGUGAUGGGCAAACCUCAACUCAGCAGGUCCCUGAGGACAUCUUCAGUUACUAUGAGCAGAUGGAUAAAGAGGAGGAGGAGGAGGAGGAGACUCAGACAGUGUCGUUUGAAAUUCGGCAGGAGAUGAUCGAAGAGCUGCAGAAGCGCUGUAUUCAGCUGGAGUACCCCCUCUUAGCGGAGUACGACUUCCGCAAUGACACAGUCAACCCCGACAUCAACAUUGACCUGAAGCCUACGGCUGUGUUGAGACCUUAUCAGGAAAAAAGUCUACGUAAAAUGUUUGGAAAUGGCCGCGCCCGCUCAGGAGUCAUCGUGUUGCCGUGUGGAGCUGGCAAAUCCCUGGUCGGGGUGACAGCGGCCUGCACAGUACGUAAGCGCUGCCUGGUUCUGGGUAAUUCCUCUGUAUCAGUGGAGCAGUGGAAGUCCCAGUUCAAGAUGUGGUCCACUAUUGAUGACUCUCAGAUCUGCCGUUUCACUUCUGAUGCUAAGGACAAACCUAUUGGCUGCUCGGUGGCCAUCAGCACUUACUCUAUGCUGGGUCACACCACCAAGCGCUCCUGGGAGGCUGAAAGAGUCAUGGAGUGGAUGAGGAGCCAAGAGUGGGGACUCAUCAUAUUGGAUGAAGUUCACACCAUCCCUGCAAGGAUGUUUCGUCGUGUCCUGACAAUUGUCCAGGCCCACUGCAAACUUGGCCUCACUGCCACAUUGGUCAGAGAAGAUGAUAAGAUUGUGGACCUCAACUUCCUAAUUGGGCCCAAGCUAUACGAGGCCAACUGGAUGGAACUGCAGAACAAUGGCUACAUUGCUAAAGUUCAGUGUGCAGAGGUGUGGUGCCCGAUGUCUCCGGAGUUUUACAGAGAGUACGUUGCCAUUAAGACAAAGAAGCGCAUCCUGCUUUAUACGAUGAACCCCAAUAAGUUCCGUGCUUGCCAAUUUCUCAUUCGCUUCCACGAACGUCGGAAUGACAAAAUCAUUGUGUUUGCUGACAACGUGUUUGCCUUGAAGGAAUACGCCAUCCGUCUCAACAAGCCUUAUAUCUAUGGUCCGACCUCUCAGGGGGAACGAAUGCAGAUUUUACAGAAUUUCAAACACAACCCAAAGAUCAACACUAUUUUCAUCUCAAAGGUUGGAGACACUUCCUUUGACUUGCCAGAAGCCAAUGUGCUGAUCCAGAUCUCCUCCCAUGGCGGGUCACGCCGACAGGAGGCACAGAGGCUUGGGAGAGUCUUGAGAGCCAAAAAAGGAAUGGUAGCAGAGGAGUACAAUGCAUACUUCUAUUCACUAGUGUCCCAGGAUACCCAGGAGAUGGCUUACUCCACCAAGAGACAGAGGUUCCUCGUGGACCAGGGAUACAGCUUUAAGGUAAUCACAAAGUUGGCAGGUAUGGAGGAAGAGGACUUGAUGUUCUCCACCAGAGAUGAGCAGCAGCAGCUGCUUCAGAAGGUCCUCGCUGCUUCAGACUUGGAUGCUGAGGAGGAAGUGGUGGCAGGAGAGGUGGGCACACGACCUCAGGUUUCAAGGCGAACAGGUACCAUGAGCUCCAUGUCUGGUGCUGAUGACACCAUCUACAUGGAAUAUCAGAGCCGAAGCAGCAAAGCCCUAGCAGCAAGCAAGAGCGUUCAUCCACUAUUCAAGCGCUUCAGAAAGUAGAUCUACAUGCUUGAAACCUUGAUAACUUCAAAAGGACAAUGUUGGGGGGGGGGGGGUGUAUUGAACAGCAGGUUUGUAGUCCUGCUGAACAGAGCAAUGAUUGGAGAUAACCUGUGGCUUAAGUGCUAAAGCGUUUAAAUGUCUGUAAAUUGGAUGAGCUCAUGGCUACUUACUGUAGAUAUGGCUACUUAUAUGACGCAAAAAUCACUUUGGUUUUGUAAGCAGCAAAAGAUCAGCUCUUGGUCUUUUGGUGUCUAAAUUAAUAAAUCAUCUUAAGUACUGUUAGAUAAUACAGGUUAUCUAAUAGUAAAAAAUUAGAGUAAUGCUGCAUUGACCUGCUUAAGGUCUGUUUUUAAGUCAUUGCUGUUUAUCAGCAUCACUUUUUGUAAAGUUGGCUACAGUGUCUAUUACUCUGCUCCUGACAGCCAUGCAUACUGAUACAUUUUGUUCUGGCAUUUCCUUCUGUAAAAUGUUAUUAAAUAUCUUUUGUGAAAUAAA
This is a messenger RNA of Archocentrus centrarchus (flier cichlid), 2987 nucleotides long. RefSeq names its product excision repair cross-complementation group 3 (gene ercc3). NCBI's taxonomy places the organism in Eukaryota, Metazoa, Chordata, Actinopteri, Cichliformes, Cichlidae. The record is from RefSeq and is a predicted model, not a curated record. The transcript has 15 exons. Gene Ontology annotation, cellular component: transcription preinitiation complex; nucleotide-excision repair factor 3 complex; transcription factor TFIIH holo complex. Bases 138 to 2489 code for a protein of 783 amino acids. Gene Ontology annotation, biological process: nucleotide-excision repair; transcription initiation at RNA polymerase II promoter. Gene Ontology annotation, molecular function: ATP binding; hydrolase activity; 3'-5' DNA helicase activity.